AUGGUGUUGUGUGAGAAACUUUGUCCAAAACUGGGAUGCUGCUUGGACCGUUCUGAAGACCACCGGAGGGACUGCUGGCAUCCGGACAUGUGCCCCAAUCCAGACUGUGCAGAGCUUGGAGAUCAUGCUUUGCUGUGGCAGCACGAGCAGUUUUGUUCAUUUCCAUUGGAACGCCAAGAAUCUGGUGCAAAGGGUUUCUUGGCGUCUCAGCACUGCUUGCAAACACAUGGCACAGACAGCCAGUUUGCAAUGCAGCUGAAUGCUGUACAGGAAGUGAUUACUGGAAGUGCCAACCCGCAAGCCUUCCCCAUUCUGCAGGAGUUUGUGGAUGCAUUCAUCCGACAUGAGACGGUACAACGUGAUGCUGCCUUGCAGCAACAGAAAGUUCCGUUGUUUCAAGGGCAAGUGGCUAUGAAUGCCAUGGGUGGUGUACGUGCUUGGCAAAACAGCGCAAAAGCAACCCUUGAUUCAUGUCGUAUUCGAGCGAGCCGAAAUUUUGGUGGGCGAGCGACGCAGAAGAUCGAGGAUGCUUUGGCUAAGUACACAGAAGCCAUGAAGGACCUCAAGCUCGCAAGUGAGCAAGCAGCCCAAAAAGGUCAAAGCAACGUCAGUGGAAUUGGUCAUGAGUACGACCGUGUGCUGGAGACCAACAAAAUGGUCUUCGGAAUCCUUGGGAUCCACACUUUGAACUAUGGGGAGGACAAAGACGGAGACGAACAUGACCAAGGAGUACAUUUGAUUUUCAAACCCGAAUCUUUGAAUCAUCCGGAUGUUCACCUGACACCAAUGGCCGCCACCUUCUACAACUCUGGGCAUGGAGACAAAGAAAGGCCUUGGUGGAAGGCUGGUCGACCGAAAGAUGCGUUUGAAGCAAUGGUUUGGGAGAAGCUGCAUCCCAGCAGUCCGUUGUUCUUCGAAGCCUUGGCGACGGAGUUCCUUGCAAGAGUUGCGCACAAAAACUCGACUGACUUGUCUCAAGCAAAGUUCCAGGAUAUGAAGAAGUACAUGAAGGCAACCAAUGCGCACCACAGUGUUGAGUGUCAUUUCCCAUACGUGACGCCGCUUGCAUGGGUAGAGAAGGUCGUGAUAUCUGAACAUACCUUCAACAAGUUGUCAGAAGCUGACCAAGCCUUUGCCAAAGAUUUGUUCCGAGGACGCCUGGAAGUUGCUCCUGGCACCGACUCUCAAGAGAUGCAGUGGCAGCUGGCCACAGCUCCUUUGCAUCGUCCGUUGCCGCCACCAGCAUUUGCUUGGACGGUACUCUCAACCAGACAUCAAGAGGUGGUUGUGCCUGGAACUUUGCAGCAGAAGGGCAGAACACGCAUAUUCUUCCGGGCUUCAAGACCCUACUUCAUCGCCAAUCUUUCGCACAGUCAUCGCAAAGAUGGUCUUGGCAUUGAGGUCUUUGGGGAGAAGUGCUUUGUGAGUGGGAGGAAGGAUCCACUUCGUGAUCCGCUUUUCAACCACGGAGUGGGGGCUGAGCACAGAUCGGUCAUGUACUGCAUUGAUUUGGACUAUCAGAAGAAGCAGAUCCUUUUCACGCAUGCAGGGGUGUCGCAUAUGCUCAAUGCAAGGACUCUGGAGAUUGCGAGAGUAAAUCCAAUGCCCAAAGGCUUGAGCUUCACUGUGCCAAGCGGUCACAUGUCUUUCACGGAUGUCAGGAUUUUAUGGGGCCAAGGUGAUGAACACCUGCUUGAACAUGAGCGUCCGUGGGUUCCACAACAGAAGGUGGCAGUGCCAGAUAAGUGUGACAAAAAAGUGGCAAUGGCAUUCGAGACAGAUGGUGCUGGCACUGGCUGGAUGGCUCGCGCCUAUCGCUUUGUUACGGGGCAGAGCGAGAUCGCAACGUGUCCUGAAGGCGUUCACUGCAAGGUCGCCUAUCAUACGAAAGACAGAUCCCAGCAACAGCAGGAACACAUGGCCCAGAAGCGCCACAUUUGCUUGUACGGACACAGUUGCAAAGACCACAAGGAAAGCAAAGAGCAUGAUGAGCAAUGGACACACAUUCAGAAAGACACGUGCAAGGAAGGAAAUCAAUGCCAUCAGCUUUGUGACCCUUACCAUCGUGCAGAGUAUCACCACCCUGGCUUGUGGGACCUGCUGUUGCCUUGUCGUGAUGGUGACUCUUGCAAAAAUCGUCAGGACAAGUCGCACUGCCAGAAGUACCACCAUGAAAAGUUGAUCUAUGUGGUGGCGCAGCAGGGCUACAAGACGUCCCAGGCCACCUCCCGUGUGGAAGAGGCAAAAAGCCGUUGGAUCAACAUGGGAAGGGCAAGCAGCAGCAAGCACACGUCAGAGGUCUCUCACCAUCGGUCCAAGCCCAACAGAGAGAGCUUCGGGGAUGACUUCGGCUUUGACCAGAUCGACGUUGAGAUCCAAGAUCGGGUGGAUGAUAUGGCCGGCAUUUACAACGACGCUGCUAUCAAUGCAGACUUCGAGGGUGCUGAAAUGGACAUGUAUGGCAAUCCAAUCGGAGGGAACUUCGACUUGGCUCGUGAUGGUGCCUUUGAAGGCUUCAAGAUCUUGGUCUUCUGUGGGUAUCAUGGAGAAGGACUCCCCAAUGAUUUGCAGAGGCUCACCAUUCCGGAGCUUUCCAAGAAGGGCUUCCAAGUGAAGACAUGCAUGCAGGUGGAUGAGUUCACCCAAGAACUGCGCUCAAAGCAGUAUCACGUUGCUUGGAUCAUCAGUGGCAGCUCAUUUCAAGGGAACAAGGAUGCGUUCUUGGCAGAAAUUGAAAAGUUUCAUGAUGCCGGCCGCGGGCUGAUGAUUUGGGGUGACAACGAUCCUUUCUUUGUCCAUGCCAAUGCUGUCUUAGGGAAGCUGUUUGGUUUUCAGCUCGAAGGCAACACGCCGGGGGGAAAGGAGCUUCAUCCAGGAGAUCCAUUGAAACCUGGCUUCUUCGGUGGCCAUCCCAAAGUGUGUGCUGGAAUCGUCAAACUCCAUGAAGGAGUCACCAUAUGCUACCCAAAGCAUGUACCUGAUGGAUGGAAGGUCUUUGGCACAUCUUCCAAUCAAAAGCCAGUCCUCUUGGCGAAAGAAGCAUCUUCAGAACGUCCAGGCAAGUGUGGGACUGGCCGCGUCAUCGUAGACAACGGCUUCACCAAGAUCUACAAGGGCCAGUGGACCACUGCUGGCACACCACGCUACGUCAGCAACUGCUCUGCCUGGUUGGUUCUGCGAGAGCGCUUCCGUCGGCCUCAGUGGGGAUUCAAUCCCACCCCACAGUACCAGGGCGGUGCAUGAGGAAGGCAUCAAUAGGAUGAGUCAUCCAAAGAGGCAACGGCCCACCCGCAAUAGUCGGGAUGAUUCUAAUUAAUUUCUCAUGCUGGCACAUCACAAGAAUCAAUGGAGAGUCAUUUGCUAGC
Messenger RNA from Cladocopium goreaui, 3365 nucleotides. The record is from the annotation of a GenBank genome assembly. NCBI's taxonomy places the organism in Eukaryota, Dinophyceae, Suessiales, Symbiodiniaceae.